Penicillium taxi is the source of this 705-nucleotide messenger RNA. RefSeq names its product putative acetyl xylan esterase (Axe1). Bases 1 to 705 code for a protein of 234 amino acids. Lineage: Eukaryota; Fungi; Ascomycota; Eurotiomycetes; Eurotiales; Aspergillaceae. The transcript has 4 exons. Gene Ontology annotation, molecular function: hydrolase activity. The record is from RefSeq and is a predicted model, not a curated record.
AUGUUUGUCCAGAAGUUUGUAUGGCUUCUCAGCUGUAUCGUGAUUCAGUCCCAUGCCCAAAUGACUGCAGCCGAUCGGUGCGCCACGAGCGUUCAUGCCAUUCUUAUCCGAGGACAGGGUCCUGGGGAUCAUCUAAAUGUGAUGGUUUCUAUGCAAAACCUAGUUCUACAACUGAUUCCAGGGUCAACUAGUGUGGCACUCCCGUACGAUCAUGGUGGCGAUGAUCACCGUAUUGUUGCCGCAGAAGGAGCUCUCUUGAUGCAAAAGUAUAUCAGAGAGUAUUCAAUUAGCUGCCCUCAGGCAAAGAUCUUUCUCCUUGGCUAUUCACUGGGUGGGAUUGUUAUGAUGGAUGGUCUUUGCGGGACUAGUUCACUCUGGCUUCUUCCAGUUAAUGGUAUUGAGCCCUUAUACAACACCACUGUCGUCGCAGCUGCCGCUUAUGGAGAUGAAACAUACACUCCAAUGAUGCCUUGGAAUGUCGGUACCUGCGAUGACGGGACUGGCCUAUAUCCUCGUCUCCAUCCAGAAUGGUGUGACCCUUAUGCAGAAUCUCUCCAAAGCUACUGUGAUGACGGGGAUAGCUCCUGCUGCCUCAAGUUCCCACCAACCGAUGACGGGGCCCACUUCACGUAUAUAUUCAAGUAUAAUAUUGACCUAUUGCACUUUCUCCAGAAGCGACUCCACCUGAAACCCACAGUCUUCUGA